This is a messenger RNA of Myodes glareolus (Bank vole), 2714 nucleotides long. It is a transcript of the gene Prepl, whose product is annotated as prolyl endopeptidase like. Gene Ontology annotation, cellular component: cytoskeleton; Golgi apparatus. Gene Ontology annotation, biological process: proteolysis. NCBI's taxonomy places the organism in Eukaryota, Metazoa, Chordata, Mammalia, Rodentia, Cricetidae. The record is from RefSeq and is a predicted model, not a curated record. Gene Ontology annotation, molecular function: serine-type endopeptidase activity.
GUAGACCGGCGUGCUGCAAACUAGCUCUGGGCGGCGCGAGCUAGGUUGUCUCUUCUUGCUGGGUGCUGAAUGCAGACUUCGGGUGGACGAGGCUGAGGUGACUGCACCUCCUUCUUGAGAGCUUCGGGUUCUCGUAUUUGUCUUCUCUGCCUUCACUCGUUUGUAUCCAGCUCCGGCCUGUCUUUCAAUUUGCUUUGUCCAUAUCUGCACCAGAACCAUUGCUGCUUAGCCUCAACCUAGUAAAACUGACCUUACAAAUGACGUGUUUAAGUCAGACCUGCCAAGAAGCAUGAUUUGAAUGAACUGUAACUCAUACAAGUUUUUCAGUUUAUUUAGCCUAAACUAUCAGAUGUCUGUAAUUGUUUGUGACCUCAGGGGCUCAUGACUCCCAGAGCGGGGAUAAGGUGUGGUGAUCCCAUUACCGUAUAGUUACACAUAUGACAUCGUACAUGUGAAGGGGUCAGAAAUGAGGGACUUUGCCACCAUGCAGCAGAUGACCAAAUUAUUUCUCCGAGCUUUGAAGCAUAGUAUUCCUCACCUUGGGAAAUCCAUGCAGAAACAGAAUUACUGUAACUUCGGCAACCAUUAUUACAAUAGAAUAAGAUUGAAAAAGUAUCACCUGCAGAAUAAAUCCAAGAUAUCAGAAUUAGCAAGAAACGUCCCGAGUCGGAGCUUCUCAUGUAAGGAUCUUCUGCCUAUUAAGCCAGAAGACGAAAAAUCCCAUUCUGAAAGCAUGGAUGCAUUUGAAAAAGUGAGAACAAAAUUGGAAACUCAGCCCCAGGAAGAAUAUGAAAUCAUCAAUGCUGAGAUUAAGCAUGGCGGUUUUGUUUAUUAUCAAGAAGGUUGCUGCUUGGUUCGUUCCAAAGACGAAGAAGCAGACAGUGAUAAUUAUGAAGUCUUGUUCAACCUGGAGGAACUCAAGUUGGACCAACCCUUCAUUGAUUGUAUCAGAGUUGCUCCCGAUGAGAAAUACGUGGCUGCCAAGAUAAGGACUGAGGAUUCAGAAACAUCCACCUGCAUAGUUGUGAAGCUCAGCGAUCAGCCUGUAAUGGAAGCAUCUUUCCCCAACGUGUCCAGUUUUGAAUGGGUGAAGGAUGAGGAAGAUGAAGAUGUCUUAUUCUACACCUUCCAGCGGAACCUUCGCUGCCAUGACGUAUAUCGAGCCACAUUUGGUGACAACAAACGUAACGAGCGUUUCUACACAGAAAAGGACCCAAGCUAUUUUGUUUUCCUUUAUCUUACAAAAGACAGUCGUUUCCUCACCCUCAAUAUUAUGAACAAGAUGACUUCUGAGGUGUGGUUGAUAGACGGCCUGAGCCCUUGGGACCCACCAGUGCUGAUUCAGAAGAGAAUACAUGGGGUCCUUUACUAUGUCGAACAUCGAGAUGAUGAAUUAUACAUCCUCACUAAUGUUGGAGAACCUACAGAAUUCAAGCUGAUGCGAACAGCAGCUGAUGCCCCUGCUAUUAUGAACUGGGAUUUAUUCUUCACAAUGAAGAGAAAUACCAAGGUUGUAGACUUGGACAUGUUUAAGGACCACUGCGUUCUGUUCCUGAAACACAGCAACCUCCUCUACGUUAACGUGAUUGGUCUGGCUGAUGACUCCGUACGCUCUCUCAAGCUCCCUCCUUGGGCCUGUGGAUUCAUAAUGGAGACAAAUUCUGACCCAAAGAACUGCCCCUUUCAGCUUUGCUCGCCAAUACGACCUCCAAAAUAUUACACAUAUAAAUUUGCAGAAGGCAAAUUGUUUGAAGAAACUGGACAUGAAGAUCCAAUUACAAAGACUAGUCGUGUCUUACGCAUGGAAGCCAAAAGCAAGGACGGAAAAUUAGUGCCGAUGACAAUUUUCCACAAAAUGGAUUCUGAAGACUUGCAGAAGAAGCCUCUCUUGGUACAUGUGUAUGGAGCGUAUGGAAUGGAUCUGAAAAUGAAUUUCAGGCCUGAGAGGCGGGUCUUGGUGGACGAUGGCUGGAUCUUAGCGUACUGCCAUGUUAGAGGUGGUGGAGAGUUGGGCCUCCAGUGGCAUGCUGACGGCCGUCUAACUAAAAAACUCAAUGGCCUUGCCGACCUAGAGGCCUGCAUUAAGACGCUUCACAGUCAAGGCUUUUCUCAGCCAAGCCUGACAACUCUGAGUGCUUUCAGUGCUGGAGGAGUGCUCGCGGGAGCACUGUGCAAUGCCAAGCCAGAGCUGCUGCGAGCCGUGACUCUGGAGGCACCUUUCUUGGAUGUCCUCAACACCAUGAUGGACACCACACUUCCUCUGACACUAGAAGAGCUGGAAGAAUGGGGGAAUCCUUCGUCUGAUGAAAAGCACAAGAACUACAUAAAACGCUACUGCCCCUGUCAAAACAUCAAAGCGCAGCAUUACCCCUCGAUUCAUAUCACAGCUUAUGAACACGAUGAGCGAGUACCUCUUAAAGGAAUCGUGAACUACACUGAGAAACUUAAGGAAGCCAUUGCGGAGCACGCCAAGGAAGCAGGUGAAGGCUAUCAGCCGCCCAACAUUAUUUUAGAUGUUCAGCCUGGAGGGAACCAUGUGAUUGAAGAUUCUCACAAAAAGAUUACAGCCCAAAUGAAAUUCCUGUACGAGGAACUCGGACUUGACAGCACCAAUGCUUUCGAGGAUCUUAAAAAAUACCUAAAAUUCUGAAAUGCUGCAUUCAACUGGGAAGUGGAAACACACAGAAAUAACAGUCUGAUUUCCAGCUAGCUUA